Messenger RNA from Onychostruthus taczanowskii (white-rumped snowfinch), 267 nucleotides. RefSeq names its product scale keratin-like. Bases 1 to 267 code for a protein of 88 amino acids. Gene Ontology annotation, molecular function: structural constituent of cytoskeleton. Gene Ontology annotation, cellular component: intermediate filament. Lineage: Eukaryota; Metazoa; Chordata; Aves; Passeriformes; Passeridae. The transcript has a single exon. The record is from RefSeq and is a predicted model, not a curated record.
AUGUCCUGCUACGACCUGUGCCCCCCCAGAACCAGCGUGGCUGUGCCCCAGCCCAUCGCUGAGAGCUGCAACGAGCUGUGCGCCCGCCAGUGCCCCGACUCCUCUGCCUUCAUCCAGCCACCACCCGUGGUGGUCACCUUCCCCGGCCCCAUCCUCAGCUCCUUCCCCCAGCAGGCCGUGGUAGGCUCCUCCGGAGCACCGGCCUUCGCUGGCUCCCUGGGGCUGGGCGGCCUAAUGAACAUAGUAAUUCCAGUGAGGUCACUCUAA